AGAGGGAGGAGAGAACCGGGGCUCGCAUCAAGCCUUCGAGAGCAGCGGUCGCGGAGAAGGCGGCAGCAUCGGCGGCUGGCGGGAGCAGCGGCAACGGCACAUUCUUGGGGCCAACCAGGCGCGCAUCCCGGUCACCCAGCGGAGCGGAGAUCUCGGCGGUCCGCAAGAACAGCAGGACAGGAGUGGACAAAGCAAGAUGGCAGGGAUCUUAGCCUGGUUCUGGAACGAGAGGUUUUGGCUACCGCACAAUGUCACCUGGGCAGACCUAAAGAACACGGAGGAAGCCACCUUCCCACAGGCUGAGGACCUCUACCUCGCCUUCCCCGUGGCCUUCUGCAUCUUCAUGGUGCGGCUCCUUUUCGAGAGAUUUAUAGCCAAACCUUGUGCUAUAGCCCUCAACAUCCAGGCCAGUGGACCACAGAUUGCUCAGCCCAAUGCCAUUCUGGAAAAGGUCUUCAGUGCAAUUACAAAGCAUCCAGAUGAAAAGAGAUUGGAAGGCCUCUCCAAGCAGCUGGACUGGGAUGUUCGCAGUAUUCAGUGUUGGUUUCGACAAAGACGCAACCAGGAGAAGCCCAGCACACUGGCGAAGUUCUGUGAGAGCAUGUGGAAAUUUUCAUUUAGCCUUUAUGUAUUUACCUACGGAGUCCGGUUCCUAAAAAAGACUCCCUGGUUGUGGAACACAAGGCACUGCUGGUACAACUACCCCUAUCAGCCACUCACAACUGACCUUCACUACUACUACAUCUUGCAGCUGUCAUUCUACUGGUCUUUAAUGUUUUCCCAGUUCAUUGACAUCAAAAGAAAGGACUUUGGGGUUAUGUUCCUGCACCACGUUGUAGCUAUUUUCUUGAUAAGCAUUUCAUAUGUCAACAAUAUGACUCGAGCAGGGGCGCUGAUCCUCUGUCUUCAUGAUUCAGCUGAUGUUUUUCUACAGGCUGCUAAAAUGGCAAAUUACGCCAAGUUUCAGAAAAUGUGUGAUCUCCUAUUUGUUAUGUUUGCCAUGGUUUUUUUAACAACGCGGCUUGCUGUAAACCCUCUCUGGAUGUUAAAUAGUACAUUCUUUGAAAGUUGGGAGAUUGUUGGACCUUUCCCUUCCUGGUGGGUUUUUAACAUGAUGCUGUUGCUAAUACAAGGCAUGAGCUGCUUCUGGUCUUACGUGAUCAUAAAAAUAGCAUGCAAAGCUAUUUCAAAAGGCAAGGUGUCCAGGGAUGAACGAAGUGAUGUCGAGUCCAGCUCAGAUGAGGAGGACUCAGAACCUCCAGGGAAGAACCCCCACACUGCAACAACCACCAAUGGGACCAGUGGGACCAACGGGUACCUCCUGACUGGCCCUUGCACCAUGGAUGAUUAAUUACUCAAAACUACACAAGUCUUGAACAAAGUGAACUAUUUGUUCCUGGAAGUAAUUAAUAAGUUGCAGAUGCAGUUCCUUUCAUAAUAUCUCAACACCAGAAAUAAAAUUUAGGAUUAUCAAAGCAUUUUGAUAGUGCACUGCCAUAUGUCCUGUCUGUGAAACCAUUCUUUUUAUGUAGGCAUGCUGUCUGUGAUUGACACAAGGGAACAGUAUUUGCAUUUGUACUGUCUUAGAAUAUUAUUUUUAUUUUGUAAAUCUGUAGACUAAAGGGGAUUUCCUCAAUCCUUUUACUCUCUGGGUUUUUGACAGUAGGAGAAAGGCUCAUCUGCAUCAACCCCUUUCUACUACUGUAGUCCAGUCUACUAUGAUCAGCAGAAUAAUAUGUCACUCAGAGCAAGUAAAACCCAGAGAAGCUUCUCAUACAGCUCCAAAUAGGUUUGCUUUCUUUGGUACAGGGCCCAGUUUCUGAAAUAGCCUAAACAGUCUCAUUGUCCAUUCUCCCAGUGUAAAGUUUAAAUAGGAAAACUGAGUGUUUCAAGUGAUCACUCCAUGGGGUCAAUUAGCAAUUCAAAUUAAAGAGCAUGGUGAUUG
Molecule: messenger RNA, 1945 nt
Organism: Chrysochloris asiatica (Cape golden mole)
Lineage: Eukaryota; Metazoa; Chordata; Mammalia; Afrosoricida; Chrysochloridae
Gene: CERS6
Product: ceramide synthase 6
Exons: 10
Coding region: 197-1351 (384 amino acids)
Biological process (GO): ceramide biosynthetic process
Cellular component (GO): membrane
Molecular function (GO): sphingosine N-acyltransferase activity; DNA binding
Source: RefSeq, a predicted model, not a curated record